CCGGAAAUUUUAGCGUUAUAAGAAAAAAGCCGACACGGCCGCUCUCAGGUUCCUAUCUGAUAGUACUUACCUCGUUUUAGUCACUUUCUACUUUACCGAUUCGCGAUGACGGCGCCGUAAAUAAUCAUAACAUAGGCUACGGUCCACUUAACGCUACAAAUGCUUCUAAGUAUUUUUCGAUUGGUCAAUUUGCAAAAUUCAUUGUUCCGAUUGGUUAAUCAAACGCUUCGAAGCAUUUGUAGCGUCAAGUGGACCGCAGCCACACGCGAUAUAUUGCAAUGCCCGGAGAAUGAUUGCACAAACGAUAGGCCGUGAUCAAUAAAACAGUAAAUCACUUUACCGACUAUAGACAACUGAUGGUGCCUAUUAACGACAUCUACUUUGCGAUCGUAGUUGUCAUCCGGCUUGUCGAUGGUGUGAGAAUUGUGAGAUAGAAGCAAAUGUCAACGAAAACAAAACUGGGAAAGAUGUGUGAUCGUAACGCGACGUUUGUCGUGCUCUCGUUAUUUCUUCUGAUAAUGUUCUGUGACACAACGUCGUCGGAGUGCACGCAGCUGGCACCAUGCAUCUGCUCGUUACCGGACGGCCACUAUUACAAUUUGACCGGCCUCGCUGAUGCAGAGCCAUUUAUGGAUGCUAAAUUUAAUUGGACUGUGUAUUUUCAUCCAUGUACAAAUCGACCAAUAGUGAUAGGCAAUGAUAAUAAAACGUGUACUGCUGGAAAUGGAGUAUCACUUUGUAUGAGCAAUAACAAUAAAAAAGUAUUAGUAGGAGGCAAAAUAGAAAAUACACACAUGAAAUUGUCAACGGAGGGCAACUUUCCAAUUUUUGAAAUAUAUAAUAAUGGUAUUAGGUCAACGAUAAAUAUUGUAUGUUUCUCGGACAACAAAACAAAUUUUGCAUUAGAUCCUCCGAGUUCUGACUCUAAAAAUUUUUAUUUUAAGCUAGUAACGCCAUACGGGUGUAAGAUACAACCAGAAAAGGGAUUGUCUACGGGUUCAGUUUUGGUUAUUCUAUUCUUUGUCUGCUUUGGAGUAUAUUUCAUCGGCGGCAUUAUUGCGCUGAAAACAUUGAGGGGGGCGACAGGCUGGGAAAUGGUGCCAAACCAUGAUAUUUGGUUCAUGCUUCCUUCGUUAGUCAGAGAUGGCGUCGUCUUCACUUUCAACUGUUGCCGAGCAGACAGUUACGAAAGAAUUUAAUGCGAUAUCUUUCUGUUAAACCAGUUUUAUUUGAUAUUUAUUAAGUGUGUGAUUUAGUGUACUAUAAAUAGUCUAUUUGUAUUCAAAAUUUUUUUUUAUUCCCACUCUCGUUUGUAUUAUUGCAAUGCUUUCUAUAAUUUAUCCAGUAGAUUUUAUAACAAGUAUAUUCUUCCGUCAUGUACAUUAUUUUUGUAAAUUGCUUUCAGUUAAUUUAGUCAUACCGUAUCUUUAAUGUUGGUAUUACUAUUUUUUUCAUUAUUCGUUUGCCAUGUUAAAGAGCACAAUGUAUAUAUGUUGAAAAAUGUGAUAUUCCAUUACACUAUGUCACGUGCCAAUGUUAUUUUUUUCUUUUUCACAAGACAGACAUUUCAAUUAAUUUGAACAAUUUACAUAACUGCAAGCUGUAAUGGACACCUGAAAACAUGAUUACAUACCAAAGAAAAUGAUUGUUUCGAACAUUGUGUGGCUUGUUUCAAGUCGAUUUAUAUUGGGCUAACAAAAAACAACAGUAAAAGCAUGAAUCAUGUAAGUUACUAUAAUAAACGAUGUAUGUUUGUAGGAUAACAUAUUUUAACAUUGCAAGGGUCUAGACGCUGAAAUCGGCUAUUCUCUUGCGGAUAUGCUAUUUUUUUCUCCAUAGAUAUAUUUUUUUACAAAACUUUACCAAGAUUAAUGAAGACACAUGAGACUCUUUCUACAAUUAGAGUAGCUUUUGUCUCUUUUAUAUAGCAAACUAUUCAUUUAUAUCCAGGCGCUUAGACCCUUACAGUGGAUACAAUAACGACAGGAAUGGUGAUUUGAUAAUGUGAUGUUUUAUUAACAAAGUUCUCUAAUAAUACAAAAAUAUAAAUACC
Messenger RNA from Solenopsis invicta (red fire ant), 2053 nucleotides. RefSeq names its product cation-dependent mannose-6-phosphate receptor. NCBI's taxonomy places the organism in Eukaryota, Metazoa, Arthropoda, Insecta, Hymenoptera, Formicidae. Bases 441 to 1199 code for a protein of 252 amino acids. The transcript has 5 exons. Gene Ontology annotation, cellular component: trans-Golgi network. The record is from RefSeq and is a predicted model, not a curated record.